Messenger RNA from Salmo salar (Atlantic salmon), 4121 nucleotides. RefSeq names its product voltage-gated potassium channel subunit beta-1. Gene Ontology annotation, biological process: potassium ion transport; regulation of potassium ion transmembrane transport; transmembrane transport. The record is from RefSeq and is a predicted model, not a curated record. Lineage: Eukaryota; Metazoa; Chordata; Actinopteri; Salmoniformes; Salmonidae. Gene Ontology annotation, cellular component: voltage-gated potassium channel complex; membrane; cytoplasm. Gene Ontology annotation, molecular function: potassium channel regulator activity; transmembrane transporter binding; voltage-gated potassium channel activity.
UUGGCUUCAGCUCUGUCCCUUCCAUUCACACUGUGUUCUCCUCUCUCUGUGUGUCACUAGUGAGGAAACGCUGUGGUUAUUUCAGCCAGUCAUUUAGAGGCAGCAGCCUGUCUCUCUCUUUCAAUCACUCCCUCGCUCACUCUCACACUCACCACCAUGCAUUCCUUCUCGGCUCCUCACUCCCCCUCUCAUUGUACGCCUGUCCUAUCCUUUCAGAAGAGAGGGAUCAUGCUUCGUCCUUUUCCCUCCUCCUUCUCCUCCUCCUCUUCUUCACUUCCUCACUAUCAUUCUGGGGUCUCUGUAUCAAACGGAGCACUUUCACCAUGUUUUCCUUCUGAGCAGAGCAUUGGAAGCUGUCCCUCUCUUCUCAGCAUGGUGGACUUUUAGAAGCGGGAUUUCCUGGGCUAGGAAGCUUGCACAUCAGCUCUCUACUACCAAAGGUCCUGGUGGGAUGCAAGUCUUAGUGGGACUCCUGCUUUCCUCACAGGACAGCUCACUUCUCCUUGAAGUUUAAGGACAAUCCAAGAAUCUCUUCAUUCUUUUGAUCUCCAACGCUGUAGAUAUCUGGCUUGGUGUAAGAAUGUUUUUCUCUGCAUGUGGCAGUGUGUAGAUUUGGAAGAUUGAAGAUUUGUCUGUGUGUGAGAGAGCAAGAGUGUUUGUGUUGGUCUGUUAAGAUUUGGUUAUGAGUGUGUAAGAGAGUCUGUGUGUGACCGAGUCUGUGUGUGGCUGUGUGUGUUGCUCUGUAUGCAGUGCAGUCCGCUCCCGCUCCUGGUUCUUGACUGGACGGUUUAGCCGACGCUGGAGGGUGAAGGAGACCCCUCCACUGCAGUCCCCUGCUCCUGGAGAACCUCCUCAGUGGCACAGACUAGCCUGAGAAGAGGAGGGAAGAGAAAGAGAAGGGCUGAGAGCCAGGUAUAACAAACAGAAGAGAGAGGUAGAAUGCGAGGGGACUUUUCGACAAAAAAGUGAAGUGCAUGACCACUAAAGGAGACAAAAACCACUUCAGGAGAGACAAAGACACUGCAGACACAUACAACCCAGUGAAGACAGGAGCAAGGCUGGCAAGCAGCCCCUGCAGCCCACCACCACCAACAACAGUACAGCCACCACCAUGCAGGUGUCGUUUGCAUGUUCGGACCAGGACGGAGGAAGAGGAGGGCUGAGGCCCCCGGGGAAUGGAGGGCACAGCAAGCAGAAUGCCACCAGUGCCAACACGGCCAGCCAGGCGCGGGCACGCUUCCGUACGGUGGCCCUCAUCGCCCGCAGCCUGGGCUCCUUUACCAACCGCUACCACCACAACCUCAAGGAGUCCACCGCCAAGCUCACUGGCAUGAAGUAUCGGAACCUGGGGAAAUCAGGCCUGCGUGUCUCCUGUUUGGGCCUCGGUACUUGGGUAACGUUUGGAGGUCAGAUUUCAGAUGAGGUGGCUGAGCAGCUGAUGACCAUCGCCUACGAGAACGGGGUCAAUCUCUUCGACACAGCCGAAGUUUACGCUGGGGGGAAAGCCGAGAUAAUCCUGGGUAACAUCAUCAAGAAAAAGUGCUGGAGGAGGUCAAGUCUGGUGAUCACCACCAAGCUCUACUGGGGAGGAAAGGCGGAGACAGAGAGAGGACUCAACAGAAAGCACAUAAUUGAAGGUCUGAGGAGCUCUCUACAGAGGAUGCAGCUGGAGUAUGUGGAUGUGGUGUUUGCCAACCGGCCCGACAGCAACACCCCCAUGGAGGAGAUCGUGAGGGCAAUGACCCAUGUGAUCAACCAGGGUAUGUCCAUGUACUGGGGAACAUCACGAUGGUCUGCCAUGGAGAUCAUGGAGGCGUACUCUGUGGCUAGGCAGUUUAACCUGAUCCCACCAGUGUGUGAGCAGGCCGAGUAUCAUUUCUUCCAGAGGGACAAGGUGGAGACACAGCUGCCUGAGCUCUACCACAAGAUAGGUGUGGGUGUGGUAUCCUGGUCGCCUCUAGCCUGUGGAAUCAUCACUGGGAAGUAUGAGAAUGGUAUCCCAGAAUGCUCCAGGGCCUCCAUGAAGCCGUAUGCCUGGUUGAAGGAGAAGAUAGUGAGUGAGGACGGGAGGAAACAACAGGCCAAGCUGAAGGAGCUGACUACCAUCUCUGAGAAGCUGGGUUGCACUCUGCCACAACUAGCCAUCGCCUGGUGCCUGAGGAAUGAAGGAGUGAGCUCAGUGUUGCUGGGAACAUCCAACCCCAUCCAGCUUGCAGAGAACCUGAGGGCCAUGGAGGUCAUUCCAAAGAUGACCGCAGGCAUUGUCACAGAGAUUGACCACAUCUUGGGAAACCGACCGCACAGUAAGAAGGACUUUCAUCAAGCACAUUAGGAUAGAACUGUGAUUGAUAGGCCUAAUCUGGACAAGUUCUCAUCAGUGGCACCUCCAGUGUGUGCCCAACCCUGCUCUUGUGUAUGUGUGUGUGUGUUCUGCACAGCUCCUCCUCCUGCCUUGUCCGUACGAAGAUCAACCUGUACUCAAUGUCGUUAACUGAGAGCUCUACUUGACAAAGCAUGCAUGCCACAGCUCUGCUACAGUGCAGACAGUUUAAACUUGCCUAAACAAUCAUCGUUAUCAAGAUGUGCUCAUAAAAAAAAAUACACCAUUUCUUGAAUAGGGUCCAUCUGUUUGUAAAAGUAGUCUUUCUCUUGAUUUGAGAGCAACUUCCUCUGUCUCUGUAACGUCAGAGGAUAGUGUAUAGUGCAUUUCAAACAAUGAUUCAUCCUCAGAGCCACCAAUGAGCUUUAAAAGCAUGUCUGCAAUACAUUUUUAGACAGGCAUGGAUCAGGGGAGGUUAAACAUAAUUCCAAGCCACUAAAUAUCCCUUUGAGUAUGGACACGUAUGUUAAUUCAUCUCUGGAUGGUGUAUCAUAUCACCCAGACACUGCAAAGAUCUGGCCACCCUUCCUAAAUGUGAUGUGGCCGAGAAUGGAAACUGCCCAGGGAUAUCACUAUGAGGCUAAAGACGUACAUGGAUCAACAACAUCACAUUCACUCCAUAUUACUGGCAUGUAUGACAAAGAAAAAGAAAGAAGCCUGUGCUAAACAAUCCAUUCUAAAUUAUCCAUCCAGUUUGCAACAAGGCCAUUAAGUAAUACUGCAAUACAUCAUGGCAAAGAAAUUCACUUUUUGGCCUAAAUAAGAUAACGUUUGGGGCAAAUCCAACGCGACACAUCAGAGAGUGAAAACCUCUGUAUUUCCAAGUAUUGUAGUGGCAGUAUCAUGUUAUGGGUAUGCAUGUCACCGGCAAUAUCUGGGGAGUAUGUCCAGAUCAAAAUAAAUAUAAAGGGAGCAAAGCAAAUCUAAAAUUUUACAGGAAAACAUGCCUCAUUCCUCUGAAGACCUAACACUAUGACACAACGUCGACUGAAGGUGGCGCCUCUCCCCGUUCGGGCGGCCUACUAGCUGCCACCGAUCCUCUGUUCAUUUUCCUUUUGUUAGGUCUAGUUUAGGUUUGUACCUGUGUUGUGUUAGUUCAUUAGUGGGGGGGUUACUAAGUAUUUCUGUUUAGGUUUGUUUUUUGUGCGUGAUUGUUUUCGUCAGGUUGGUUAGGCUGGGGUUAGGUGUUUUUCCUCUGCCUGUGUAUUUGUAAGGCUGAUGAGUUUGGGCUGCGCCCCUACUCUGUUUCGGGCUCAUACUGUUGUUUUUGUAUUGCUGCCCGCCUUGCCUGUUUUUGGCUAUUUGAGGAUUACGCCCAUUAAACGUGUGUUCACGGACAUUUGUCUCCUGCGCCUGACUUCACUCCUCCUGUUUCCUUGAGUACCCCCUUGACACACUUGGAUAUAAUUGUAUUUUUCAGAGGGAAAUGUAUAUGAAUUUUAAGGCCAAAAACACUCCAGAAUGGCUUUCGAAUAGAUGUUUAGUGUUCCUUAGUGGUCCAGUCUCAGCCUUGACUUGGCCUAAAUCUGCUUUAAAUCAGAGACAAGAUUUGAGUAUUGCUAUACAUGUCAUCGACGUGUGUGUAGGUGGCAAGGAAGUCAGGCGCAGGAGAAACCAACUUGGUAUAACUGGAGUUAUUUAAUAAAGAAUAAACAAACACGAACUCCAAAACCAACGUACAUAAAACGAACAUGGGUAAAAAAAAAUACCCCUAGCCCACCAAUACAAAAUACACGAAACC